AUGGGAAAGAUCCGAGAAACAGACAACUCUAUAGUUGGUACGCUAAACCUGCGCCACGAUCCACAGAAGGCUCGCAAUGUGAAUCCCACGCCGUCAUUGCAAUCGCUGGCGACGUCCAGCGCGAUCGAGAUGACCAAUUUAGUGCGAGUGCGAAAUCAGCACGGUCGUGACGUCACGCGCGGGAAUCCCCAGGAUACGAUGCUCAUGACGUCACUGUUGCUUACAACGCCUAGGGACACCGAGGACACCGAGAUCACCGUCGUCGCGAAGAGUCGGGAGCUUUCGGGCAGGGCGACUGAAGGGAUAACCACUAGUUAUGAUCUUUAG
Uncinocarpus reesii 1704 is the source of this 327-nucleotide messenger RNA. RefSeq lists its product as uncharacterized. The transcript has 2 exons. The coding region runs from base 1 to 327 and encodes 108 amino acids. NCBI's taxonomy places the organism in Eukaryota, Fungi, Ascomycota, Eurotiomycetes, Onygenales, Onygenaceae. The record is from RefSeq and is a predicted model, not a curated record.